Molecule: messenger RNA, 3168 nt
Organism: Capsaspora owczarzaki ATCC 30864
Lineage: Eukaryota; Filasterea; Ministeriida; Capsasporidae
Source: the annotation of a RefSeq genome assembly
UUGCAUUUGAUGAUCACUUUCAAUUCUCAAUUCUCAAUCUCACUUUCAAUCUCAAUCUCAACUCGUAUUGCAUUGCAGAACUCAAGCGAAAGCAAGACGCAGACGCCGCCGCUGCUGCUGCUGCUGCUGCUGCCGCGAACGCAGACGCCGCCAACGCUGCUGCUGCUGCGACUGCCGCUGCCGAUCUCGACCCGCUCUCGGCCAUGCUCGCCAAGGCAAACAGCGCGGGAUCAACACCGUUGAACGACCCGCUGUCGGGCGGUAUCAUGGACCCGCUGUCGGCGGCCGCGGCCAUGGGCGGCGCGGGAUCAUCGAUUGGCGGCACGGGCAGCAGCGCCAGCGGCCCAACCUCUGGCCUGAGCGGCCGCUUGAGCCUCGCGCACGACGUCGAUAUGGUUGCCGAUGACGGCGAGACCUUUGAGCCGUGGGUGGCACGCCGCGGCGCCAUCCUGCAAAAGUACACGACGUCGGAGAAGCUGUCCAUCGUCACGAGCUUCCUCACUGUCGGCGACAAGACCAUGCUCAAAGCCCAGUCGGCGCUCACGGACAAGGUGCGCCACCGCGUCGAGCAGCUCGACGACUUUGAGGGCACAGACCAGGAGAAGCUGGACGAGCUCUCCCAGCAGGACUACAUGAACCGCAUUGAGGAGCUCAACCAGGAGCUCAUCAAGGCCUGGGACGCCGACCAGCGCGUCAAGUCACUCAAGAUUGCCAUCCAGUGCGCCAAGCUGCUCGCGGACACGGCCGUCAUUCGCUUCUACCCGAGCAAGUUUGUCCUCAUUACAGACAUUUUGGACACGUUCGGACGGCUCGUGUACGACCGCAUUCGGCUCAAGUCGAGCUACUUUAAGCCUGGCGCCGUCAAGCCGGUCGUCCUGCCAGAAGACUUUACCCCGUCCAUGGUGCCCGACUCGGCCAAGGAGACGUGCCGCAACUGGUUUUUCAAGAUUGCCUCCAUUCGCGAGCUCAUCCCGCGCCUGUACGUCGAGACGGCCAUCCUCAAAUGCUACUCCUUCCUCACCACCGACGAGUACACGCACGCCCUGGGCCGUCUCUCAAAGAUGAUUCGCGGUAUCGGCGACCCGCUCGUCUGCGUCUACGCUCGCGCCUAUCUCUGCCGUGUUGGCUGGACGGUUGCGCCCAACGUGCGUGGCUACCUGGCGGGCAACCUGUCCGACUUUUUCUUUGCCUUCAAGCAGGUGCAGUCGUCCGCUGUGGCGCGCAUCCUGCAGGAGCAGAACGUCGAUCUCGGCUCGUACCUCAACCUCUACGCGCCGGCGGUCGAGUGGCUCCUCAACUGCAUCGCCUACCGAGCACCCGAAGCAACGCUCGAAAAGAUCUUGAAGCAGUACAACGACCAGUGCAAGUCGGCAGUCGUCCUCAACGCCAUUCUCACUGCCUUCCGUCCCACCUACGUGUCCUCCCAAGCGACCAUUUUCACCGAGCUGAUUCGCACUGCGGACUGCACCGGGUUUGCCAUUCACGAUCUGUAUCGCACACUCGGCACAAACCUCGUGUUGAGCGACCCGCCAGAAAAGCUCCGCUUGACCAUUCUCAACGAAGUAUGGAAGGUGGUCAUGAAACUCACCGAUCCCAUUCCGUACAUGAGCUGCGCCGAGGUGUGGAUUGAGUAUCCGGUCAAGCACUUUGGUGCCGCGCAAAUUAACGCCUUCUUGGGCGACGUGAUCAAGCAUGUCACUGUCGAUCGCGCUUUUGAAUCGUUCUACCCUCAACUUCAAUCGAUCGUGAACAAGGUUCUUUCACACAUUACGGACUUUGGCAUGCUGUUCUCAAUGGACAAGUUUAUGCCGUUCAUCGACCUCUUCCAAAAGGCAUCCAUCAAGGUGGAUGUCUGCAAGGCGGUCAUGGAGGCUUUUGUCAAGCGACAACUGGUGCCUACUGCCGACCCUGUUAUUCUCAACGCCCUCGUGUAUGUGGGCAAAGUCCUGCACGACGCCAUCGACGCCCUGUCCUUUGACGACGAGCGUCGACAGACUUCGAAUCUGAUUUGCGGCUUUUUGCGCAAGGUUUCUUUCGGUCGUGACCUCGAGCAACAACUCAACUUUUACGUCGAAGCGCGUGCCAACUUUACCAACCUGGACACGGUGCUCAUCCACCUGACCCAGUGUGCCAACACACUUGUUAUGCGCGCCCAGACCAUUGUGAAGGGCCGUCAUACCAAGAAAACGGCCGCAUUUGCCAGAGCCUGCAUUGCAUACUCGUUCAUCACCAUCCCGUCCAUUGUGGACGUCGUUUCCCGCCUCAACCUCUACCUGUUGGCAGGACAAGUCGCGCUGGCCAACCAGGCGCUCCCACAGGCCGACGCCUUCUUCCGCGCUGCUGUGACGCUGAUUCCCGAUAUUCCAAAGACCACAGAGAUUGACCUCAAGCAACGAUCGACAGAACCGAUUCUGGUCAGCUUCUUGCUCGAGUUCCUGUCGACGCUCCUCGUCGUGCCCGAUCAUCCCGACCACGGCAAGCUCUACAUGGUCAAGGGCUUGAUUAACAUGAUUCAGACGUAUCAGUGGGAGGAGAAUGGCGAUGGCAAGAUUCGUGUGUACAUGGGCAUUCUCUCGCUCAUGGCGUCGAUGCACCAAACACACUAUGCCUACCGCAUUGAAGGAGUCGAGUCCAACGACACGCUCUACGGUGGAGAGACUUCCUUCUUGGAAGAAAUCAAUAAGGUUGUUGUGGCCGUGAACGAGGAGAUUCUGACGCAUUUGGCCUCGCUGCAAGACAACGCCAAUGCUGAAGCCCACAAGCGACAGGCCGAUCUUGCCCUCCAGCUCUUCAACUUGGUGAUUUCGCUGUCGGAUCUGUCGUCGGCCAAGAAUGCAUCACUUGCCGUCAACCUGUGGAACCUUACCAAGCGUAACAACGCCUUUGACGUUGCGUUGAUGAAGCGGUCGGCAAACUACCUGAAGACGCUCGCUGGUGAAGUGGACGAAGCCAAGCGCGCCGCAUACGAGGGUGUUGUCGCUCGUCUCAAGUAAUUCAAUCAAAAAAAAAACCGAAAAACAAGCUACCGUGCAGAUAUCCACUUGUUGUUGUUGUUGUGUAUUCUUGAUGUUUUUUUGUUUUCUUCUUGUGGGGGUUUUGAUCUGUGGUUUCGAGUUAUUUUGUUUGUUUGUUUCUCCUUUAUGUGCUAAUACAACACAAAACACUGAA